Sorex fumeus (smoky shrew) is the source of this 525-nucleotide messenger RNA. RefSeq names its product lithostathine-like. Gene Ontology annotation, biological process: positive regulation of cell population proliferation; response to peptide hormone; venom-mediated disruption of cell wall in another organism. Gene Ontology annotation, molecular function: signaling receptor activity; oligosaccharide binding; peptidoglycan binding. Bases 1 to 525 code for a protein of 174 amino acids. NCBI's taxonomy places the organism in Eukaryota, Metazoa, Chordata, Mammalia, Eulipotyphla, Soricidae. The record is from RefSeq and is a predicted model, not a curated record. The transcript has 5 exons.
AUGUUACCUACUAUGACUUUCUCCAGUAUAUCCUGGAUCAUGCUUUCCUGCCUUAUACCCCUGUCUCAAACACAAGGUGUUGAUUUUGAGAAAGGUCUGCCCUCUGCAAAGAUCAUCUGUCCAAUGGACUCUGUGCUCUAUUACUCUUACUGCUAUACCUUAUUUAUGAAACCAACUACCUGGAUGGAUGCUAAUAUAGUUUGCCAGAAGCGACCCUCAGGAUCCCUUGCAUCUGUGCUCAGCAAAUCCGAAGCCUCCUUCGUGGGUUCAGUGGUCAGGAAUAAUUUGGAUAACAAUUCUGAUGUCUGGAUUGGACUUCAUGACCCCACUGAGGGCCUCCGACCUUAUGGAAGUGGAUGGGAAUGGAGUAGUACUGAUUUGAUGAACUAUAAUGCCUGGGAGAUAAAUCCCCCAAUUCCAUAUUCUGGCUACUGUGGAAGUGUAACCAAAAACUCAGAUUUUUUGAAAUGGAAAGAUAAUAACUGUGAUGCUAAGUUACCCUAUGUCUGCAAGUUCAAGUAUUAA